Molecule: messenger RNA, 20018 nt
Organism: Pelobates cultripes (western spadefoot toad)
Lineage: Eukaryota; Metazoa; Chordata; Amphibia; Anura; Pelobatidae
Source: the annotation of a GenBank genome assembly
CGAUCACGUGUCUGGUGGGAUUGAGGAGGAGGGGGACUAGGAGGAGACAUAGGCCCUGCAUUGAAGACAUAAGUGGCAAAGGAGGUCUGCUUCUGCAAAGAGGUAAGGUGCAAAACGUACCAAUAGGCAUGAAUAGUUAAUAAUGAUGCUAGGUAAUAUAGAUGUAAGAAAUAGGGAAUGGAAGUAAAAAAGAUCGUACGUUCUAUUUUUCCACUGGCUGAUCGCUACCAUCUAUCGUAGAAGCCAAGCUGUAGUGUGUGGCCAUGAAUCGCUGUAUGUAAAUUUGGAUGCAUGGAUAAUGACAAAUCUAUUUCUGGUUUGUUUUUCCAUAUCUGUUGCAAUGCAGGCUGUGAGUGAAGUUAUUUCUGUAAAAUCCAAUGAAGAUAUGGCCACGGAAGGGGGCGCUUAUAUAUAUAGAUUAAUUUCUGUACACAAACAUACGUGUGGGCUCAUUACAUGAAUAUCUGAAUUAUUUGUAGUUCCAAAUCAAGAUACAAAUAUUAAAUUCCCUACUCACAAUACACACCCCGCAUUAUUAUAGUGCGUAAAUGGCACCAACAGCAGUGUUGUAUAGGCUGCCGUCUGCCUCACAUAUCAUUAGUGUAUGUAAUCCAUUUUUUGGAGAGAUUGUUGGGAGCCCAUGGAAGACAGGGAAAUCAUUUACAAUGCGAGACUGCUGCUACGUUCAAUUCCCUAGUGCAGCAGGUCUCUGAAAUAUAAGCUGGCCUCUCUGUCAUUAAUGGAAAUGUGUAUCUUUGAGACUGAAUUUACAUUUUGUAUAAAAGGAUGUUGUAUCCAAACUCCCAGGAUGUCAUUUUUUGAUCGCAAAACAGGGACAUUUACAUGUGUGGUUUUUUUUUGUUUGUUUUUUUACUAUAAUGAUCAAUUAAAUUCGAAAAGGCUUCCUCCUCAUUGAUGAUGUGAUGUUGGUUUUAUGUUCUCAUGCAUUAGAUUUCCAUUGUAAUCCUAAUAUGUAUGGGUUGUAUUGGUCAGGAUACCCCUUAAAGACCUUAACCUGUUCAAUUCCAAGCUAUCUGCAAGAAUAAUAUCUCCAGAAUCUGAAUAAUGUGGGUGUUCUGGGAAGUAAUGUAUGUAUAAAUAGCUCAUUAUUAAAUGGAAACAAAAAUUAAAAUUUUGAUUGGACAGAAAAACCUUUAGUAAAUAAUAAAUAACGAAGUAACAGGCAAGGAAUCAGUGCUGUAAAUUACUAAAUGUGUAUUGCAGUGGAUCCCAAACUUUUUAGGUUUAAGGCACCCUUACUAUUUCAAUAUUUUUCCAAGGUGACCCAGGUUAAAACAAUUUCUUCGGUUGUAUAUAGGUACAGCGCAGCGACAUAUACUGGGCCCCUGUUCGGCAGAAAUGCUUGCCGUUCAAGCGCAGAUCCAAAACCUAAUCUGGGUAGGGGCACUGGUAGAAUUUUUAAAGAAACAGUCCAGGCACAAUAACCACUACAGCACUUUGUCGUGGUUAUUGUGCCAGUAAUGGCCUCUCAGAAUAAGUAGUCAAACUGUUUAAGAACAGUAUGACAAUUUACCUGGGAUCUGCCUGGAUAGGGGCUGUAGUAGGGAAUAGGGACACUGGUGUGUCUGAGGGGUGCAAUGUGUGUGUGUGUGUGUGUGUGUGUGUGGGGUACAGUAAGUGUACAGGGCAUGGUCGUCCCCUUGGAUUUUUCAGCUUGUUCUGCUAUUUUUCGUGUGAGAUUGAAAAUUACAGUGCAAUACCGGCGCCGGCCAGUAGGAGAGAGACAGGGAUAGGAAGCUGCAUCUUAUCCCUGCUUCUCUCUCCUGACUGAAUCUGCAGGGGAGCAACACAUACAGACCAGGUAAGUGAGGCAUAUGAGGGGGACAGACUACAGUAAGGGUCAGCAAGGAACAGGAAGGUAAAGUAAGAGAAGGAGCAGAAAGUAGAAGAAAUAGAAAUGAGCAGAAAGUGGCAGCAAGGAGCACAACAGGUAAAGUAGGAGAAUAAGCACAAAGGAACACAAAUAUGCAGGAAGGGUCUGCAAGGAGCUGGAAGGUAAAGUAGAAGGAGCUGAAAAGUGUCAGCAAGGAGCUGAAAAUGGCAGCAAUGAGCAGGAAGGAACAGAAGGAGCAAAAAGGGGAAGUAGUAAAAGGAACAGAAGUGAGCAGGAAGGGUCUGCAAGGAGCAGAAAGGGACAGAAGGAGCACAAAGGUAAAGGAGCAGAAAGAAUCAGAAGGAGUACAAAGGUAAAGUAGGAGAAGGAGCAGAAAGGGACAGCAAUGAGCUCAAAGGUAAAGGUCUGUAAGGAGCAGAAAGGGAUCAGAAAGAGAAAGGAGCAGAAGGGGAAGCAAAAUAAGCAGAAAGGUAAAGGAGCAGAAAGAGCAAAGAAGGAGAGAAGACAGUGUCGGAAGGAAAAAAAAAAGACUGUGUCAAAUGAAGGAGAAGAAAAUGAGAUUGUAGCAGGAAGGACAAGUGAAGUGAUCCCUCCACUUCAUUCUGGACACCAUAUCAUAAGGCUUUGGUACCUGGGCCUGGCAGGGAAACUUUGGACCUUCUCAUCUCCCCAGGUAAAAAAAAAUAAUAAAAAAAAAUCAGUGUUAAUGUGUUCACUUUUAUUUACUGAGUGUCAGGAAGCAUAGAGUGCCGCUGGGGAGGGAUGUCACUGGUUGGCUUGAGCGGUCAGCUGGCACUCUUAAGGCAAUCAGUAGCUCCCCAUUCAUAAAAAAGUUAAAAAACAUUUUUAUGAACCAGGAACUAGCGAUUGGCUUAGAGCGUCAACUGACCACUCUAGCCAAUCUGUAGCACCCAUGCCUGAUGUCAACUGCACUUCCUGACACUCCGUUUCAAAAGCCGAAUACCACUGAGCGAUCUGGAAAUCUGGAGCUGGAGGAAGCCUUUGGGGUUAAACCAUUUGAGAGUGGUUUAACCCCUUAAAGGAAAGAGAGCACCCAAGGGCUUACUGGCAUCAUAGCAUUUUCAUUUAGAUGAAGUUGUUAUGGUGACAAGAAUGUUCCUUUAAUUUGUUUAACCCCUUAAGGACGGAGCCAAAUGUACACAUUGUGAACAAAACAAAAUGUAAACAAAACCUGGCAUUUGCGCUACAUGUCUGUCCAACCGUAAUACACCUCUUUCAUAUUAAAUGCAGCCACCCUUAUUAUAUAUCAUUUUAUUCAGGGGAAACAGGGCUUUCAUUUAAUAUCAAAUAUUUAGCUAUGAAACAUAAUUUAAUAUGAAAAAAAAUGGGAGAAAAUACGUUUUUGGGGGAUUUUUUUAGUUCUACAUGACAUUUUAACGGUCAGUGUCAUAAUACUGUUUGUUUUUACUGCAAUAAAAUACACAUAUUUAUAUUCAGUAAAGUCUCACGUGUAAGACAGUACCCCCUAUGUACAGGUUUUAUGGCGUUUUGGGAAGUUACAGGGUCAAAUAUAGCACGUUACAUUUGAAAUUGAAAUUCGCCAGAUUGGUUACGUUGCCUUUGGGACUUUAUAGUAGCCAGGAAUGAAAUUUACACCCAUAAUGGCAUACCAUUUGCAAUAGUAGACAACCCAAGGUAUUGCAAAUGGGGUAAGUCCAGUCUUUUUUAGUAGCCAUUUGGUCACAAACACUGGCCAAAGUUAGCGUUAGUAUUUGUUUGUGUGUGAAAAAUGCAAAAACGCCAAUUUUGGCCAGUGUUUGUGACUAAGUGGCUACUAAAAAAGACUGGACAUACCCCGUUUGCAAUACCUUGGGUUGUCUACUAUUGCAAAUGGUAUGCCAUCAUAGGGGUAAUUUUCAUUCUUGGGCUACCAUAGGGUCUCAAAGGCAACGUAACCAAUCUGGCGAAUUUUAAUGUGAAAAAAUGAAACGCAAGCCUUAUAUUUGGCGCUGUAACUUUUGAAAACACCAUAAAACCUGUACAUGAAGGGUACUGUUGUACUCGGGAGACUUCGCUGAACACAAAUAUUUGUGUUUCAAAACAGUAAAAAGUAUCACAGCAAUAAUAUUGUCUGUGUAAUGCUGUUUGUGCGUGAAAAAUGCAAAAAACGUCACUUUUACUAGCGAUAUCAUCGUUGUAAUACAUUUUACUGUUUUGAAACACUAAUAUUUGUGUUCAGCGAAGUCUCCCGAGUAGAACAGUACCCCCCAUGUACAGGUUUAUGGUGUCUCGGAAAGUUAUAGGGUUAAAUAUAGUGCUAGCAAAUUAAAUUCCCUUUACUUUCGGCAUGGGUUGUCAGGCAGGUCCUGCUAAUUGUAAUUAAUUAAGAUACCUAAUUAUGUAAAAAUAUUACAUAAAUAUAUAUGUAGAAUUAAUAUAUGUAUAUAUAUACGUAUGUGUAUAUAUAUGUAUAUAUCUAUAAUUUUUUUUAAAUAUUUUUAUUUAUAUAUAGGUAUAUAUAUAUAGUGAUAUAUACGUAUAUAUUUAUGUAUAUAGAUAUAUUAUUUCGUUCUACGUGUAUUUUGAUAUAUAUAUAUAUAUUAAUUUCACAAAACAGUUAGAACGAAAUAACACACAUCUAUAUAUUUUUUAAUUAUUUAUUUUUAAUUAUUUUUUAAAUUUUAUUUUUUAACGUAUUUACAUUUUAAUUUUUUUUUAUAAUAUAUAUAAAUAUAUAUAUAACAAUAAUUAUAUAUAUAUAUUUAAUCAGUAUCAGUCUACGUGUAAUUUGAUAUUAAUAUAUAUAUCAUUAUAUAUAUAUUAAUAGUAAAAUACACCUAGACGGUGUACGUGUGUGUAUGUAUAUGUGUAUAUAUAUACUUAGAUCAUAUAUAUAUAAUAUAUACAUAUGAUCUAAGUAUAUAUUAUUAUUUUUUUACACCAAUAAAUGUAAUUUUAAUUUUAUUUUCAGCCAGCAGGGGGACCACCUGUCAUUACAGGCAGCCCCCCUGCUGGCAAUGCAGGAGGCAGCCUACCCGGCCAUGUGAUUGUGGGGUCCUCGCUAGGACCCCACUCUCACAUGGCCGGGGAGCACCGGAGGAGAAGGAUCUGCCGCGGGGGGGGCUCCCUGGGAGUCCCCCCCACCGCGAUCGCCGGCGUGGGACCGCCGGCGACCGGGUAAGUUAACAAAAACCGGAGGGCGUACAAUUACGCCCCGCGGUGUUUAGAGCCGCCUAUUAGAGGGCGUAAUUGUACGUCCUCCGGUUUUAAGGGGUUAAAGGAACACCAUAGUUGUGAAAACGCUAUUCACCCUGGCUUUAUUGUGUUUGUGAAGCAUUGUGUUUGUGAAGGAUGCAGUGUGUAUGUGGGGCAGUUUGUGCGAGUGGUUCAAUGUGUGUAGGGGCAGGUUCAUUGAGGGGCAGUGUGUGUGUAUGAUGGGGCAAUUGUGUGUAUAGGGGGAGUUAUUGUUGGUUUGUGGGGGUAGGAGAGCAGACAAAUAUAUCCUUUUUAUUUUUUUUAAAUAAAUAAAAUAAUUAUUUUCAUAUCCCCUCUCCCUGCUUAGCUUUGCCUGGGAGGGAGGGACAGUACAAGACAUCUCUGGUGGUCCGCUGGAGAAACCCAAGGGGGUGAGAGUGAACUCUAGCAGCCUCAGGAGCUGCUAGAGGUCACUCUCGAGAGAUUCCACAGUAACCAAAGCAACACCCCUAGCUCGCGAGAUGAGAACCCGGCGGAGUUGCAGCUUAGAGCUCGCCCGUGUCCUCUGUCCCUCCCCUUGCUGGCUGCCAACAUUACACGGCUAGCGGGCUGGAGAGGGAGAUCUCUGAUCUCCCCUCCAGUCCUGCAGAGCUGGCAGGGGAGAGGGAGGCACGGUUCCCGGUGCUAUCAUCAUAACUCCGGGAAAAUAUCUUACGGCUCCCCUGUGUGCCCAUCACAUAGUUUGGGAACCGCUGGUGUAUUGUAUAGUUAUAAUAUAUGUUGUCAGGAUGUUGACCAUACCAUAUCACCCUUGUUACAUCUUGAAUACACACACUAAAAUAUGUACAUACAUGUAUCCACACAUUUGUCUCAUGCCAACACACAUAUAUAAACAGAUAUUCCAACCACUCACUGAUAUAGCUGCCAGAAAAGACAGAUAUUCACUGCCGCCACACAUAGACAUUCUCAUUCACACACAGCAACACAAUGGCUGAGACCAAUAUACAUGCUUACACAAACAUCAAAAUACGGUGUCAAACACAUACACAUGCUGACACAUAUUAUCACACACAGACACACACACAGUCAGACACAUAUGCUGUCACACACACCUACAUUUAUCCUGGUGGUGUUAGUGUGAUUCUUGACAUUAACCAUCAUCCUGCUCCUUUGUGAUGUACAGCUUGACAUAGCAAUGGAGCAGGGAAGAGCAGAUUGGCAGGAGUUAUAGCACACUCUCCAUUCAUCUUAUUGUCUGAAGGUGACUGGCUGUCAUUUUAGUGUAACCAGCUGCUCCCUAUGAACACAGGGUGAAACAAGAACAGAUAUUCCAGCCCCCCAUGCCCCCAAAUCAGGACCACAGCAUUCGUAGCCAAUUCACUGUAAACAUAAACAGAGAUUCAGCAGCCCUCCCUUGCGCCCUCCCUCACCCCCCUGCGACAAAAAAGAAAACCAGGAAAGCAACAAGCAAAGACUGCCACUCUCUCCUUGGGACAGCAUACAUGACAGAUUAGUGAAAGGAGAGAGGCAGUCCACCCCCGCUCAUCAAACAGAAACUGUAUCCACUCUGAGGGACAGAGGUGCUGCAGAACAGAGAGAACUGUGUUCAGAACUAAAAAGUUCACAGCUUGGUGGCUUUUGGUGCUGCUGAGCUGUAACUUUAAGGACUGUGCAAAGGCAUAAUUUACUAAUGAAGUUUGUUUGCAAUUAUGCAAAUCUUGGAUACAUGAUUGUGGAGUAUGAAUGCAUACUCUGGCAAUUGUGUAUACACAAGUGCCGAGGUGAAGGGCUAAAAAAAUCUUCUAAGUUGAACAAAAAUUAUUUCCUUAUUUGUGGACAUUCUGUAUUUGUGGUUGGGGCAAUAUUGUCGUAAUGGUUAGAUAACACAUAAUUAGCAAUAGACCAUCUUCGUCAGUAGCACCGGUCAGUUGUGGUGUGCCGGAACCAACGAUGCAGUAGGCCUGCAAUAAAGAGGGUGUAAAGAAGUGUACCAUACAAAUAUAUUUGUUCUACAAUACCUCAAAAUUACUUGGAGAAGUCACGAUAUGCCUGAAAAAUCCCUAACCGGUUCCGGUAUAGAUAAUGUAUAAGAGGAUGAUUGCCAGCGUCCCAUGCAGUUGCCGAGUCCCACUGUGAUUCGUGGAGAUGUCCCUUCUCUAAGGGAUGCCAGACUAACUGUGUAUAUACUCUGUGAGAUGGAGCACCAGACCUUGUAGAGGUGUUGGGAACUCGAGGCAUACGAUUUAUGCAUAGCCACCAUUAGUAUGAUUCUUACGUACCUGCAGGCUAGCUAUUGACAAGUGACAAAGAAUUUAACUAACGAGGGUGACAGGCGAGGCCAUGUUAGUUGCCAAGCGAUAUGAGAGGCUCUAUCUAUGCAUUGGCCCGAGGGGAGGAAGAGGCCACCCAAAUACGGGUGGCGGGUUGAGGGCCUCUUGGUGACUACUAAAGCAUAAGAUUGACAGGUCAGGCCCUCCCUAUGCAACAAUGCAAAGUAUAAUUCAAUAAUAAUAAAAUAUGGUGAAAAAUUGAAAACAAACAUACAUGUUUUGACUUUACUUGAAAAAUCUUUUACGCCUCUACAAAAGCUAAUGAAAGAAACUGCUAAUUAGAUUUAAAAUUUUGUCCUGAGUUUAAAAACACCCAGUGUGUACAUGCUUUCAUGCAAGUUAUAGGGCUAUAAGUACAAGUAGAAUAUUGCUGUUUCAAAAUGUACAUUUUUAAAAUUUAUUAAUAGUGACAUUGUAACACUGUUAUCUGUCAUAAAUCUCAGAAAAAUACCCCACAGGUACAUUUUUUUUUAAAAAAAAUUUUUUUAAAGUAGACAACCCAAGGUAUUUAUCUAAGGAUAUUUUGACACUUUCUAUGUAGCCAUUUUACCACCAAUCUUCAGAGUUUUAUUUAAUUUAUUUUUUUCACAUACAUUGCAAUUCAGGUAUAAAGUCACAGAUCAUGUUAUGUGUUGCUGCCAAAAAACACACUAAUAGGUGUUCAGCAACAUCUCCUGAGUACAGCGAUACCACCCAUGCAUAGGCUUGUCGGGUUGUUAAGGGUCUAAAAAGGCCAAAUUUGGCAGGUGCGCAUAUCCGUUUUACCAACUUGGAAUUUUGACAUGUAGUCAACCUGUGCCCAUGUCCUAUUUGGGACAUUUUUGAAGCCGGCCAAUGUAUUUUACCCCCAUCAAACUAUAUAUUUUUGAAAACUAUAUUUUAAAUGGUGGUAUUGUAACACUUUUCAUGCACUGAAUUCUACCACCAGCCUUUGUCAAACUUUUGGGUAGUACCUUUUUUUUUUUUUUUUUUCACACACAUUGUGCUUUAGGCAUGAAUUAAUAUAUCCUGCCAAGCAACACCCCAAUAUGUGUUCAGCAACAUCUCCUGCGUACAGUGAUAGCACCCAUGCAUAGGUUUGCUGGGUUGUUUGGGGGGGGGUAAAAGGCCACGAUAGAGACUUCUGCAUGUCAGUUUUUCAACUUGAUAUAUAGGUAUGUUUGGCCUAUCUUCACUUUGGUGUAUUUUUGCAUCCCCUAGUUAGUGUUACCAUCAUGAAAGUAUAUAUUUUUAUCAAGUAGACAUUCCAGGGUAUUGUUUAUGAGGUGUUUUAACAUCCUUCCCCCAACCAUUGUGCUAAAAAAAAUAAUAAUUCAGAAAUUCUGACCCAGAGCAGGAGAUAAAGCAACUCCAACGUUUCAGCGUCUAGCCUUCUUCAGGGGGAUCUCUAACAUUAUGGUCUAUGUUCCUAUUUAUAUACCAUAUGUCUUAAUAAGGAAAUUGUAGCCUAAUUAAAAAAUAGAAGUGUAAAGGGGGACGAGAAAGAAACCGAAAGGUCUACCGCACGUACAGAGUUACUUCCGGGUUUAUGGGACGUCAUUGCGUAUGUCUGACGUGGUUAAACUUACUGAAUCCGUCGCUCAUAACAACGGUGAUGCGAAGAGACCAAAAGUGGGGAGGAAUCCUAUAAACAACCAUGUUAGCUAGACAUGAUCUCUGGCAUAGUAUGUAUUUUUUCCCUUUCACAGGACGCAUGCGGCGUAAGAAAAUUAGCCUAAUCAUCCGGUACAGCAGACCUAAUAGGACAACAAUGUGAAAGCACACUAGCACAUAUAAGUGAAUGAAGUCUCCUAAUGGAAGAGAUCGGGACAUGGGGAGAGACGGAAUAUGUGAUUGCCAAACUAUGUUAGAAUCACCAAUAUUUGUCCUGAGGAAGGUCCCUGUGCGGACUGAAACGUUGAUUUGUUUAUUUUAUGAAUUAAAGAGGAAUUUUUUAACUGGAAGUCCGUGAGUGCAGCUCAAAUUUUCGUGUGGAUAUCAAUCCCCCUCAGAGGACUGGCACCUGGCAAGUAGAAAAAGAAUAUGGGCUGGAAGUUUUUCAGCCUUUUAGUACAUUAAGCUUGAGUGCAAGGAGUUUUUUUUUUUAAAAUAUAUUUUUCUGCACAAGUUUACUCUGGUGUACUUUGGGUUAUUCUCUACGAACUAAAAACCUAUGGUGUAGGAAGAACAUGUCCAGCCUUGAGUAUGUCUUAGUGGCUGGGGAAUAGAACAAAUUAUCUCUCAUACCUACAGUCCUCCAACAGUCAAGCUGAGGUUGAUCUCUAGAUAAACCAUCUGCGUGUUGGUACAGAAUGAGGAAAGGCGGUGGCAGUGUCCCCAUAUGUUACCGAAUUUAUUGCAUUUUGGGUUUUUUGGGAAUACAUAUAUUAGCAAAGGUAACCAUAGUGUGGCAUUUAUCUACCCUGAUCAUUGGUGACUUGAAUGUGAUAUUUGCAACUAACAGCAUGGCCACACCACCCCUGUUGAAUUACUAAACUAUCCUACUGGGUAUUUACAGUUUUGGAGAUUAGGAGCAAAAUUAGCUCUGAAAUUAGUUUCUUAAACGUAGGCCAACUCUGUCCUAAGGUGCUUGAAAUCAGACCACUCCAUUGAGUGCUAUUCAAGGGUGUUAAAUACUUCACAUUAAAGGACCACGAUAGUACCAGAAAAACAUACUCGUUUUCCUGGCACUAUAGUUCCCUGAAGGUGCCCCCACCCUCAGGGUCAAACUCGCCGGGCUGGAUGGCGAGGAGAGGGUUAAAUCUUACCUUUUUUCCAGCGCCGGGCGGGGAGCUUUCCUCCUCCUCUCUGCCUCCUCUUCGGCUGAAUGCGCAUGCAUUCAGCCAGUCUUAUAGGAAAGCAUUCUUAAUGCUUUCCUAUGGACGCUGGCAUCUUCUCACUGUGAUUUUCACAGUGAGAAGCACGCAAACGCCUCUAGCGGCUGUCAAUGAGACAGCCACUAGAAGCUUUAGAGGCUGGAUUAACCCAUUUAUAAACAUAGCAGUUUCUCUGAAACUGCUAUGUUUAUAAAAAAUAAAAAAAAAUGGGUUAAUCCUAGAUGGACCAGGCACCCAGACCACUUCAUUAAGCUGAAGUGGUCUGGGUGCCUAGAGUGGUCCUUUAAGAAAUACUAAGCAGAGCCAAGUUAUUGUUUUAUUUUAUUGAUGCAAUACCAGUUUCUCGCCUCUAGUGGCCUCCCUAGCCACUAAUCAAUCCUCAUCUCCUCUCACCUGCCUCAUAUGAUCUUCCAAGUCUGCUAUAAAAGGCCACACCCAACUCUUCACAUGGCCUUUUACAUUGAAGUCAGUGUUCUGACAUAUAACUUCUGAUUCUGGCUCCUGAAAACAUCCUGUAUUUAUCUGCAUUAUUUCAAUCUGAAGUGACUUACCUGCUUGAUCUACCAUAUUUAAUCUGCUUACCUGUUUCAUGUGCUGCAACACUGCAUUAUCCUGUCAGCAACCUGUAUUACAAUAUACUGGAAUCUAUUUACCUGUCUCACUCAACUACUGCAACUCUGCAUAAUCCUGUAAGCAACCUGUACUAUAUUAUUCUGACCAGCUUUAACCAUUUCAACCAUGUAUCAUCCUUAACCUGGCUGCAGCGUGACAUUCCACAGACUACUAAUCUAUUUGGGGAUAACGUCAAACCUACUUGUGUGUGUAUAUAUAAAAGACUUUAUUCAUUUACUUUCAAGAUAUCCUUUUUGUGGCAUAUUGCCUUAAUUCUUUCUUUCAAGUAAAUUAUGUCUAAAAAGACAAAGUUUCAACCGCUAACCCUGGCAAUAGUCUCCUCUAUGACCUGCCCAAGAACAUGACAGAAUGUAAAGGCCCUAAACCGGAGACUACAGGGUUAACCAGUGUUCUAACAAUCAUUGCUGAAAUCCUCUUAAAACCUUGCAAGACUGUUUCAUUGCUACUACAAUCAAGCUCUUGUAUAAAACCAAAGAGCCGCAUGCGCAUUCAGCCAGUCUCAUAGGAAAGCAUUAUCAAUGCUUUCCUAUGGACGCUGGCGUCUUCUCACUGUGGAAAUCACAGUGAGAAGCGCAGAAGCCCUCUAGCGGCUGUCAAUGAGACAGCCACUAGAGGCUGGAUUAACCCAUAGGUAAACAUAGCAGUUUCUCUGAAAACUGCUAUGUUUACAGUAAAAAGUGUUAAUCCUAGCUGGACCUGGCACCCAGACCACUUCAUUAAGCUGAAGUGGUCUGGGUGCCUAUAGUGGUCCUUUAAGACGGCUACAAUGACUACCCACUACUCUUCAGACAACUCCCUAUAUUCUUACCUGGUAGACGAAAAUUAUAUUUUUGAUGAACUACGCUCUGACGAAGAAACUGGGGAAGAACCUUUCAUGGAAAGACUGAUAAUGACUACUAUGACUACAGUUCCCAUCAGCCGCUCUGCAGGAAAGAAUACUGCAAAACCCUGUCUUGGUGCUCCUGGUCUCAUAAAAGCAAGUGAUGGUACUAUCAUAGCAAAAGAAGUCCUAGCUAUAUUAAAGAAAGCCCUAAAAGACAGAGAAAUGGAGAAAAAAAAAAACAUAGGAAAAAGAAAUAAUUCCUUUUACUCUGAUUUCUUAUUCUCUGUUUCAAACAGACUAUACACACCUUUUGUUCUUAUUCCACGUUUGUUUUGCCUUGAAUAAUCAGCGUCCAGAGUCCGCUUUUGAAGGAGGGGAUUAGGUCAGGAUCAAGAAUUAAAUGCUGUAAGACUGCUUGAUUGAGUUUAAGUUACAAUAGGGCAUAUAGAAUCUCUGUUCAUAUUACCAGGUAUCCAGUAUAUACAACGGUAACUAUGGCUACACCAGUAUGCAGUAUGCAAAUCCGUGCAAUCAAAAAUGUUUUACUUAGAUUAAUGAGCAAUCGACUAAGUGCAUGAAUCUCAAUAUUUGUGUUCAGGAAUUAUCACAUAUUGCAGGGUUAAUCAGUCACGACAACCCACUCAAUGCAGAGACCGCACUAGCAGGCCACAAUGAAGGCAAUAAUUAAAUAGGAAACACAAAUAAUACUGAAUUUGUAGCUUCUAGAUUUGCCACUUCACAACGCAUGGGCCAGCAUGAAAAGAGAUAGUCAUGUAUUUAUUGAGACCUGAGUGUUCACCAAUAUUUACACACAGAUAUACGCCAAAACAAGGUCAAACAGGUCAAACCAAACUAAAGAAAAAAAAUAUAGCUGUACGUAAUACCAAAUCUUAUAGAAUCUGUAGAUUAUUCCAUAAAGCCACUGGAGGAUUACAAUGUUUGCUGCAAGACUGAUAACCCCAGUGUAGCUCAAACUUAAUCAGAAUCAACUAUGUGCCAUUAAACCAAACCACAUAAAAGAAAAGAAUAAACUAGAACACUAGCUUAUUGAGUGAAUGCACCUGGGUGACAUGCAAUAUGCAGCGUAACAUGUUUGAAGGGAUCAGACUUCCAUAGAAAGAACAUAUAUAGAUUAUAUCUGGCUAAUCAAUAAGCCCUUUAGAUGCUUUUGGAUGUAGUAGAAUUAGCCAUGGGAGUUGUGGCAUCUGUAUGUCUUUUCAUAGAUAGUUGUUGCCAUUUCUGCCUAUGAGGCAAUGGGGACAUUGAAGCAUGUGGAGACAGUAAAUACCAUAUUGGGUAUUUGGUAAGGAUACAGCCUUCAUGAAUGGGCCAACGUGAUGACUGAGACAAUCAGAUGUUGGCUUAAAUCGAAAGGCUGUUUAGCCAGGCCUUAAAAGUUACUUGCCACUGCAAGCCUUGGAGGGUCCAUGGCAUAUGGAUACUUGAUAGUGUAAUGUUAAAAUGUUGAGCCCUGCUGAUAGUGGAAGAUAUGCCAUUAUUUCAGCCACCCACAGAAAGUGAGCUGCUUGUGGCAAAGCUAAUGUGGGACAGUUGCCUUGGACAAGUAUAAUUAUUAUUUUCUUUUUACAUUUCCACACGCCUGAAAUUAUUCUAACUCUUUUUCUCAAUGCUACUGUUGAUCGAACACGUAUCCUGACUCUCGAUCCUCCUCCCCUUGCAGGAAUUGCUUUCCUUUAGGCUAAAGACAAGCAGGUGAGACACCCAGAGGAGGCCUUUCAAGACUUGCAGAACACAGCCUUCUUAUCUCUGUGUCGAUCGACACGGGCAAAAUUGAGUACCAAGACACACACACACACACACACUAUGCAAUGCAUGCUCAAACAUCUUUGAUUACUUCCAUUUAUCAUAUAUCUACUUUUUAUCUCUCCCACAUUAUACUGCUGCAUGUCACCUCCCUCAAAUCACCUUGUCUUGUUUAUUUAGUUUAGUGAUUGUAUAGUAUCUGUGCUGUGUGAAAGUAACAACAGCUAUCUGUACUUCCCUUGGCAAACACUACUUCUUGCUUCUGCAAAAAAAUAAUAGUUCUUGAUGAAGGAAGUAAAAUAUGAAAUCAUGUCUGUCCAAUUUUCUUAAUUUUUUUUUAAUUUUUUUAAAUUACACAAGGUCUAAAGUGAGAUUUUCAGAAGGACAUAAAAUCACAUACUCAACCCCAAGAAAAAUAGUGGGUAAUGACCUAUUGGAAGUGAUUUAUGUCAAGUAAAAACAGAUCAAGUACUUCCUCACAGCAGUAAUGCUGUGCUGUUGUCGGGGGGGAAAUUGUAACCUGGUGCAUUGGAAUUGUUGAGAUUUGUUUAAAGAAACCUUCAGAGCCUUAGUGUUGUGAUGGUUAGUGUGCUUCUGAACGAUGGGUGCUGUAAUUUCCCCCUGCCAGCAGCUUGAUAACAAAAAAAAUCAUGCACCCAAAGCCCACCAAAACUCUCACUCAUUAUUUGAGACUUUAUUAUGAGUCGUGGACUCAUGCCGUAUGAUUUUUAAGUGAAAUGUUCAAUAAGCAAGUCACCAUAUGUUUGGAAGCAUUAAGAAAUAUAUUUAUAAUGUAAAUAAGGAAAUCAGAUUUUGAUUUAUUAUCUAUGACAGUAAAAUUUAAAGUUUUGCAUACUUUUUAUUUAAAUUUUUACAUAUUUUUUUUUUGUCUUUUGCAGGAAUCCGCUACCGAUUUCUCCUGAUCUACUUAACUCUAUAUAAAAUUUGCCACCAUACGUCCAAAGAAGACAUUUGCAGACUUUUUAUUAUAGUGUGAUUUAGUGCAGGCAGCUACGUACACCAAAUCCUUUUACGAAGGUCUAAAUAUGUAUUCCCUAACUGGAAAAAAGUUAAUUACAUUUUAAAUGAGUCCAAGCUUAUAUUUCUAGUAAGAAAAAUUUAAAAACACCAGGGAAACACAAAAAAAAUGAUUGAAUACAAAAAUAUUUGUUGAAAUUGAAAAGUUGAUAUGUGCACUACAUAAUAGCUAUAACGAGAGAGCUGUCUAGCCAUUGAACUGACAGAUUGACUUCCCUGUGCACAGAGUCGUGAAAGUAAUUACUUUUUUUCCCGAUCUCCUAUACUUGCUUUUCCUGAAAUGACUUAACUGAGUUCAAUCAUAACUUUGUGGUUGAUUGCGUUGUAAGAGAAGAGCAUACCUCCACUUGUUUCAUCCUUGGAAAUGAAGAGUGACUAAAUAUUAGGGCUGUUAAGUGUAUAAAAUAUAAAUACUGGAAGAAGAGACAUUCAAAUAAGAAGAGAAUGAAAAGGGGAAAAAUCUUGUACAUGUUUUAAACAAGCAUUUCAAUAUUAUUUUCACAUCAUAUGUCCUUAUCAUAAUCCUUGAUGAGUUUCAGCAACAAACAUUGGAACACAUUGUCUUUGCAAAAUAAAUGGAAUGCUGGCUGCACUAUUCUUUAACAUCUGCCUAGGUUGCUGUACAAGGUCAACAAUAACAAAAUCUUAAAGCAGAGUUGAAAUGGAACAAGUGUUGCUACUUUUCACAUGCUCAUCGAUUUUCAGAUGUAAUCACAACCUUUUGGGAUCUUUGGAUGGAAAGCUUGAUGUGAACAGUUUUUAAUGGUAAGCUGCAGAACUAAAAUUGGAUUUGCAGUGACUGUACUGUAAAUGAAUAGUGAUUACAUCCACCUACCUAGUUUGUACAACUGGAUUUCUUUUUAGUGGUUUAACGUGCGCCUUGGUAUAAUUUUGCUCUGUGUGUGCGCGUGCGCAUCUUCUCCUUCUGAUUUUUUAUGCAAUUAUGACUUGGGAGCAAAAAAUUGCUAGAACAUUACAGACAGUCAGAAUAUGAUCAAAGGUUCAACGGUGGUAUUGUGACUGUAAAGGAAAUUGGAGUCGUUUAAAAGCCUUAAAAUACUUGAAACCUAAACCUUUUCAAUCCUUGCCAUUGAGGAUGCAUGUUAGCAUUUUCAUUGGGACAUACAUUUUAGCUAACCUGAAAUAGGAAUCUCAGGCUGUGUGAAAGACUGCAUAGUAUCGGGUUUUUACAGCACUCUGAAAAAGGAAGCUGUAUCAAUGAUGAUUGUCCAAAGGAAAACUGUAACCACACAACCUUCAUCAUGAGAAUCCAGAGUUCUGGCUAGUUUUGUAAGCCAAAUCAACUUCACAUUUUUGUAUAUGAAGCUCUGCAACUAUGCAUUAAGAAAAUGUAAAUCUGCACUGACCUUCUAAACAGCUCAAGGUCAGCUACGACUCUGAGAAAAUUGGGCUUGUAUAAAUAAAUGCACCCGACUCUGGGAAUUGAUUUAUUUAGUUUAUAUUUUUUUACUUGCUGGAGGGUGAGGUAAGGGAGUGAGUCAGGACUUAUAAAAGCAUGCACGCAUUUGUAGAGCAUGGGCCUGUUCUUUGCAGUGAUUCCAACAUCCUUUGCCUUUCAUGGAAAGGAAGGGUUCCAAAAAGUGAGAAGGAAAAACCUGUAUGUAGGAGACGUUACUAUGAGGAAGGAUGGCUGGCCACUGGAAAUGGAAGAGGCGUUGUAGGAGUUACAUUCACUUUAAGCCACUGCCAGAGAGACAGAAACACUCCUCAGAGAAUCAACUUCAACCUACGGGGCCACAACAGUGAGGUGAGUCUAUUUUACAAUAAACUACCAAUACAGACUGUGUGGUAUCCAUAUCCUUGUCUAAUAAAAUAUAAGAGGAGGUUCUGGACAGUUGACAGGUUAAUAAGCCUGUGAAGAAUGACCACAGGUAACAUUUUGAUAAAAGUAGUAAAAUUGUACAUAAUAUAUAUUAUUUUUCUCUCCCCUCCCCCCCUUAAAAAAACCAUCACUGUAUUUUAGGAGCUAGAGAGUGAAUUUAGGUGCCACACAAUACUUCCUUCUAAUUAACCCCUUAAGGACUGAGCCAAAUGUACACGUUCUGAACGAAACAAAAUGUAAACAAAUAAAAUAAUUCCUAAGAGUCUCUAAAUUUAAAGUGACUCUAAUCCUGGUUUGAUACAAAGUCCAUAACAGACAAACUUGCAAGUGAUAAUGGUAAAUCUGGAACUAUGCUUGGAAUGUACACCAGAUAAAAAUAAUAAUGAACCCAACCAUUAUAUAUUUUCUCAAAGAGCCUUUAGAAUAAAAAAAUAAAAAUAAUAAGUUUAUUGAAAGAUUGAAGGCGCUAUAUAACUGAAAUAAUGGUUGGAUACCAAAGGGUAUACUGAUCAUCUAUAUAUGUUGCUACACUGCCAAAUCAGUCUUAGAAGUAGAUGGUCUGUAUUCAGCAAAGGGAGUCUGAUCCCUAUUAAAGGAUAAAUAGCUAUACACUUCAGCCAACAGAUCUGAAUACUUCAAGGCAAUAAAUUAUAGGGCAGUAAAUUUAAACAUAUAUAUGUAUGAAGGACAGAAUAGAGAAAUAUUAGUAUAUCAUUCACCUAAGCUUAUUGAUUCCCAUUUAAACAAACAGGUUCUCCUUAACCCCUUAAGGACACAACUUCUGGAAUAAAAGGGAAUCAUGACGGAAUAUUUCUGUCAUGUGUCCUUAAGGGGUUAAGUACCUGGCUUCAGCUUAGGGAGUAAAGAGAGGAAGCCACUGAGCUAUUUAACCCUAAGUAGCUUGAACCGACACCUUCAUGGGUGUUCUAAGCUGUCCCAUGGUUCUCUCUAAUAGUAAGGGGUCAAAUUCUUUGAGAAAUGUGACACUUAAUUGAAGCUUGUGGCGUCUGUUCUUCAUGUCUUCUAUUUAAAAAAGGUUUCAAUAUUGUCCAACUUUGGAUAUCAUUCAUUGCCUGACAAGACUGUUCUAAUAGGGGCAAAACUGAUCGACCUAAAAUGUGAUGAUAAUUUUUAAGCAAUAUCUCAGUAAACUAGAAUGACUGUGGGUGCACUGGGGACCCAGGUAAGUGUCAAAAUUGUAAAAAAUAAAUAAAAAUAAUCUUGGCUUAACCACUAUGUGUGCUGCAGCGGUAAUGAUGCUUAAUUUGCCCAUCUUCCUUCCUCCCCCUACCCCCCCCUUUCUUUAUUUAUGUCUUGACUGUUCAUACAAAAGUUUGAAGUGUACAAAGAAUCAGGAGUAGAAAAUAAGAACCAUUCAAAGUACAUACAGUGUGCAACGAGUGCACAAGCAUGACAUGCAUAAAAUGUAUUUUUAAAUUUUUACAGAGAAAUGGUAAGACAGCAAGCUCAACAAACAAUAAAUAAAAGUACAAUAUAUAAAGAAGACAAUAACAAAAAAUAUAAUGGGAUAGGGCUCGACAAAUACCAGGUGCUAGGUCGCCAAGGCUACUAGAAAUUUUGUCUUAGCGCCUGGUAUUUGCCAGCUCUUCUACGAAUAUUGGAACCAAUGAUCAGCACGGAGGUGGCCAGCUGGCAUGAGGACAUUGUAGGAGGCAUGCGAGAGAGCAGAACUCUCGCAGCUCCAAUCUGCUCCCUCGCGGAAUAUGAAGUCACUCCGGCCCGGCAUCAUUACAUAGAGCGCGAGGGAGCAGAUUGGAGCUGCAGUAAGAUUACCGCUUUCAUGCACCCAGGAAGAUAACAGCCCAGGGAAAGACCCACUCCGCUCUCCAAUAAGAUAUGGAGGCUGAGUGGGUUUCAAUGAAAACAAUAAUGUGGGUGUGUGUGUGAGCCUGUCAGAGUGUGUGUGAGCUUGUCUGAGUGUUUGUGUGUCACUGUCAGUGUGUGAGCCUGUCAGAGUGAGUGUGUGCUUGCAAGCCUGUUGUCAGAGAGUGAGUGUGUGUGUGUGUGUGUGUGUGUGUGUGUGUGUGUCUGCCUCCCCCCGAUCGCAUGAGGAAGGUGUUUUACUCACCUUUUUCCCAUGCCGUGACAGUUUCGCUGCGGCUGGUCCCACCUCCAUGGCUGAGAUUAUCAAUCUUUAUGACCUCAGCUAAGCCAAUGGAUUUUGUGCAUGCGCAGCAAAUGUGCCAAUUCGUAUGUCCUCAUAGAGAUGCAUUGAAUUAAUGAAUCGCUACGAGGAACAUUCAGCAGAGUUUGGAGACCCUGAACGUGGAUGCUGCACUUGGUGUAGCAGUGACCCAGGAAUCACUAGUGUCAGUCUGAGUGACGUGUCACUAGAGGUGUUAAUAAACAGCAAUGUAAACACUGCCUUUUCUCUGAAAUGACAGUGUUUACACUGAAAAGCCUGCAGGGACAAGGACAACUACAUCAAGUUGUAGUGGUUCUGGUGUCCCUUUAAGAAUUGCAUUUUUCUCGUUAAAAAUGACUGGCUAACUUUUUUAGCUGGCUCCCAUAUUCCAAACAAAUUUUUCAAUCCCUGGAGUAGGGAAAACUCCACAGGACAAGUGGUGACCAGCAGGUUAUGCAAAGGUGGUAAAUUUCCAAGUCUGUCCAAGAUGUCAUGAAAUGAAGAAGAAACAUUUUAAUUCAUCUGUACUUAAUUUAUACAUUAGUUUAUCAUACAUUAUUUUUAAUAAAAAAUUUUUUAAUGGGUGGCAAGUCCUUCCAUAUGUCGAGAAAGCAUAUAGCACCAAGGGGUCUUAAUCUAAAGACAUCAAUAUCUUAUUAGGGAACCACUUUGGGGCUCAAAUAUAGAGUAUAAAUGAACCUCUCUGGCUACGAGAAUGCCAAGGAACAUUAAUACACACAUAGUACGUCCUAUUCUUUAGAGUACCACUAGAUCAUUAUUUUUUACAUUUGCUCCUGUAGUUGAACACACAAAGAAACAACCUCACAGAUGUCUCCUCAAUCCCCUUCUUCGAAGCCUCCCUCCCCAGUUCAGUCUUCCAUUGAGACACAGAUGAAAGAGGUCUAUUCUGAAUGAGCAAAGUAUGGCAUUAUAUAUAUAUGGGAUGUUAUAAACUCUUCCUCUCUCAUAUAUAAAUCACAAUUUUUCCCUACCAUAACCUUCUUGGUUUUUGCUUCCCAAGCACUACCAAACCUCAGUAGCAAACCGGUAACCAACCUCUUGCUGAUGAUUGCAUUAACAAUGAAACAGCAGUCCAUGAGUGGUUCACUGCCUUUGCAUAAUUUCCUAAGUUGUGUUUUAAAGCUGUUGUGUACAGAAAACACAGAUUUAAAGGAAUCCAUGUUUAAAAUGGAAUAAGGCAAAAAUGUGAUUCUUUAAAUAAUUUGCAUAUGCCCACCCAGAAUCCUUUGCGGUAGUAACAUCACUGCAAAUUUAUGAUUUCUGUGGGAAAAGCAAGUCUUAUGGCUUGCCAGGUGUGCAGAUUGUUGUUUAACAUUGUAACACACACACGCACGUAGUGGGAGGGGAUGAUCCGAUCUAUAUAAGCUCAAACUUACCUCCACACCGGGCCAACGUCGAUUUUUAAAUUGAGCCCUAUAUCUUACAGGAAGCCUAUUCUAACCAAGAUUAACAGAAGGGUGAGGUGCGGGCGGAGAGGAAGAUGAGCCUCACCGCCGCAUUAAUUAUGGACUGUAACGGCACACGUUGGGAGCAUGUGAGACCACUGAGAAGCGGAUUACAGUAGUCAAGGCGAGAAAGGACAGUGGAAUGGAC